Molecule: messenger RNA, 1005 nt
Organism: Daphnia pulex (common water flea)
Lineage: Eukaryota; Metazoa; Arthropoda; Branchiopoda; Diplostraca; Daphniidae
Product: lactosylceramide 4-alpha-galactosyltransferase-like
Exons: 1
Coding region: 1-1005 (334 amino acids)
Biological process (GO): glycosphingolipid biosynthetic process
Molecular function (GO): hexosyltransferase activity
Source: RefSeq, a predicted model, not a curated record
AUGACAAAGUCCCUGUGCAUAGACAGUCUGGUCCUAACUCCUCCGCCAUUUGCUGACGGCCUUGUCAUGACGGCCAAUCUCCUGCCCAGCCAGUGGACACCUUUCAACGGCAGCCAAUUGAACAAUCGUCGCAUCUUCUUUCACGAAACAAGCGGCAAAGCCCAGCUGAAUUUGCAGCAGUGCUGUGCCGUAGAAUCGGCGGCCAAACACAAUCCCGACCGGCCCGUCCAGCUCUUUCUCCGGCCGGAAUCGACUGGAUGUUAUUCCAGCAGUGAUGGCAGCCAAUCGACAUAUCGCCCAGCCUGGUUAGAAAUCCUUUCGCAAUAUCCAAAUGUAGCCGCCAUUUUAGUCAACGAGGAUCGGUACUUUGUCGAAAGCCCAUUGCAGGAUUGGUACCAAAACGGCCGGUGGCUUAAUAGUCCCCACCAAGUGGCCCACCUGUCCGAUUACAUCCGCAUUUUAACGCUGUACAAAGGCGGCGGACUCUAUUUAGACACGGACAUCCUGACUCUCAAAACUUACCAGGGCGACAUGUUCCGCAAUUGUUUGGUGUACGGAAGCGGCCGGAUGGAAGUGUUUAGCAACGGCGUCAUCCAUCUGGAAGCCGGCCAUUGGCUGUCGGCCGAACUCGUUCGAUUGCUGGCGGAAGAAUACGAUCCGGAAGCGUACGCUUAUCACGGGCCGGCUCUCGUUAGCGAAGUGAUGGGCCAUAAGUGCGGCGUUGUGGCGGGAUAUUCAAAUUCAAAUCAUUGCAAGGAUAUUCAACUUUUAUCCGAUCGAUUUUUCUACCCGAUCGAGGCCCCGUUCUCCGACGUCAUCUUCCGUGAUAACAACAAUAAAACGGAUGUGGCAACGCUGGUCAAAAUUAGCAAAAGUUACGGACUCCAUUUGUGGAAUUCCUUGUCGUACGUCCACCGACCUGUCAAAAUUAAUUCCAAUCAAAUUUUCUCGGUUCUGGCUCGUCAACAUUGUCCGCUCACCGUCGCCAGAGCCGCCGAUUUUUAA